CUCUUUGAAGAAGCGAUGAGGAGAAGGAGAAGUACGUCUCCCUGCUGAUACCAGGACGUCUGGGAUGCACUAACCCCCGUUUGUUUUCCACUGGGAUCAUAUUUGUAUAUUUCUCCGGAAAACAAACAAUACUCUGCGGAUUUGGGAUAUCCAUCAAUCGGAUGCGAGCAGAGCCAGGCCCGACUUAACAAUGGGCCCCAUACCCCUGUGUGUCCUGCUCCCGCUGACGGUUCUGGCUCUGACUGUUGCUGCUGAGGGGAUUGCAGCGGACGAUGAGUACACCUGGCCACAGUGGAAGGUCCCUCUGGUUAGGAAAAGACGCACUGUGCCUCUCAGCAGCCCUAACUUCUCAGCUCGUCCUCAGCCUGAGCUGAGUGGGACCUGUGGGAUCGAGUGUCAGCGUCGCCUCCCUGCCACCUCCCUGGAUGACCUGGAGCAGUUCCUGUCCUAUGAGACGGUUUACGAGAAUGGAUCACGUACAUAUACCUCUGUGUCCGUGCAGGGCCUCAGUGAGGUGGCUGCAUGGCCCGGAAACAUCUCGUCCAGCUCGCGUCGCAAACGAGAGGUGUACGGCACAGACACCCGCUUUACCAUCUCUGAUAAGCAGUUUUCCACCAAAUAUCCCUUCUCCACCUCUGUGAAGAUCUCCACAGGAUGCUCUGGAGUUCUUAUUUCACCUAAACAUGUUCUGACCGCUGCACACUGCAUCCAUGAUGGAAAGGAUUAUCUCGAUGGUGCUCAGAAGCUUCGUGUUGGUAUCCUGAAGGAUAAGUCCAGACGAGGGAGAGGAGGCAAAGGGAAAGGAGGGCGAGGGAAGGGUAAGAGGAGAAAGGGAGAAAAAGGCGAAGAGGAAGUGCUGGAGAAGGAGGACAAAGGAGAACGUAAAGGGAAACAGAGAGGUGGAAGGAAAAGAAGUCGGCGAAGUGCAGAAGCUGAAAAACCUUCGUUUAAGUGGACCAGGGUCAAGCAGACCCAGGUGCCUAAGGGCUGGUUCAAAGGUGUGUCUGAUGGACUGGCUGCAGAUUAUGACUAUGCUGUUCUGGAGCUGAAGAAGGCACCAAAAGUCAGACACAUGGAUCUGGGUGUAAUCCCCUCGCUGAAGAAGCUCCCUGCCGGAAGGAUCCACUUCUCUGGCUUUGAUGACGACCGGCCCGGAAACCUGGUGUACCGCUUCUGCUCCGUCUCUGAGGAGUCCAAUGAUUUGUUGUAUCAGUACUGCGAUGCCAAACCCGGCUCCAGCGGCUCUGGGGUUUACAUCCGACUCAAAGAGGCUGGCAAGAAGAAGUGGAAGAGGAAGAUCAUCGGGGUGUUUUCCGGUCACCAGUGGGUGGAUGUAAACGGGGACGGGUCGCAGCAGGAUUACAAUGUGGCGGUGAGGAUAACGCCUCUCAAAUAUGCUCAGAUCUGCUACUGGAUCCAUGGGGACUCGAGCGAGUGCCAGGUAGCUUAAAACACAGGAUUUCACAUCAUCCACCUGACCCUCAGACCCUCCAACCCCCGCCUGGCAUCACCUACCUACCUGGGGCCCGACGACUGCCUCUCCCUCCUGUGCCCCCCAGUGACUCCUGCUACACUGAUCUACACAAACAGACACACACAAACACACAAAUACACAAUCAGCCAUACAGACUCAAGAGACCUGUGGCUCUUCAGCUUUUUUAAUUUAUUUGCUAAAAAAACUGAGAAAAAUAUUUGUAUUGUUGUACUUUUAGAUCCUUUAGAUCUGCUUUCAAUUUCUAUUCUUUUUAAUAUUUGACCAUUUUGGAUUCAACAUUGUAAAGUAUGUAAAUUCAAAUGUUUGCAGCAAAAAACCUUAGUAGUUGAUCCUACAUGUCAAAGAGGCUUUGUGUAGAGAGACUGGUUUUCUUAAGGCAUCUGGCUUUGACAGACAACCCAGAUUGUAGAUGAUCUACGUAGGAAUAUGGAGACACUAUUUUUUAAAACAUUUCCGUGAACAAGCUGGUAUUUUUGCAUUGUGUAUAUCUAGAGAUUAAAUUUUGUUUUUUACAAAUACCCUUGAAAAAAAAGUCUAUUUUUCUGUCUUAAUAGAGAAAAUGUGCUUCAGGAUUCAAAUCAGAGGAUUUUUUCUGAUUUAUACCUUUUGUCUAUUCUUGCAAAGCAGUGAAAUGUGCUUUCAUUGUUGUGCACAUAUCUAUAUGGGUGCUUAUCCAGAAGACGUGGUGCUAAUUUAUGGAAUUGUAAACUUUUUGUUUUUGGGGGGGGGCUUCUCAGAAUAUAUUUUGAUAGCCUAGUAUGGAUCUAUGUAUUUAAUGUAAGGCUACAUGCAUGGGUUGUGUUUCAUAACCCAUAUAACCAUUUACUUGAGCUGUUGAGAUUUCUCUAAUUCUCUUAAAAGGAUUCAUUGAGAUUGUAAAAGAAUGUUGUUAUAAAAUAAUAACAGAUUUAAAUCUGGGAUGUGAUGUUUCUGCUUUAUUUCAUCAUGUUGUUUAAGUUCCAAAACCACACGAAUAUCAUUUCAAUACCAAAUACUGAAUAGGAAGAAAUGGAUUGAAAACACAAACCAUUAAACAAAGAUGACAAUU
Molecule: messenger RNA, 2543 nt
Organism: Cheilinus undulatus (humphead wrasse)
Lineage: Eukaryota; Metazoa; Chordata; Actinopteri; Labriformes; Labridae
Gene: prss35
Product: serine protease 35
Exons: 2
Coding region: 191-1450 (419 amino acids)
Biological process (GO): proteolysis
Molecular function (GO): serine-type endopeptidase activity
Source: RefSeq, a predicted model, not a curated record